ACUUUCGAAGAAUCGAGAAGAUUACAGGAAAGUCUUACGAAGCUCACCGAAAUUCUUCAAGAUAAAAGCAAAGGCGAUGAAAUUCAUACAACAAAAAUUUACCAUCAACCCGAUGUAGGAAUGCUAUAUUCGACAAAUCGGCAACUUGAACAUGAGCUUGAAGAACUCACCUCAUCAUCGAGGCGUAGCACUCUUAGGCGCCAUUAUACACCCGGUGAUUAUCUAAAAUAUAAUAGUGAAACGGAAGGAUAUGGUAGCCUUGGUCGAAAUCGACGUUCUCUAUCAGCUUCCGCACUUGGCAGAGGCAUCCGUAAAAUUCGGGAUAUUUAUGAACAUAGUUAUUUGUCUAGUGGCUAUAUAUUCGCCUUAUGCACAUAG
This is a messenger RNA of Dracunculus medinensis (Guinea worm), 378 nucleotides long. Lineage: Eukaryota; Metazoa; Nematoda; Chromadorea; Rhabditida; Dracunculidae. The record is from the annotation of a GenBank genome assembly.